UUCCAUACUUAAUCAUGGUAUAUCUGGCUUUCUCACUAAUAACUUAUGAUAGAAAGAAAACUUCAAAUAAACUGCUAUUAAAGAAAAUGAAACAUAAAUAUUUCGCCAAAGUGAAUUGAGAUCAGAUAUCUAAACUCAAUAAAAAUUUCAUAAUCUCUGCUGACCUCGCAGACCAUCAAUUAUUAAAAGUUAUUGAAGCAGAUUCAAGAAAUCCCAAUCUGGAUUCAAUCCAAAGAGUUGACCUAAAGUGUUCGAGGCUCAACUCUGAUAUAUUAAAGCUGGACAGGACAUUUUCAUCAAUGCUGAAGAAGCCUAGGAGAGUAUUAAAGCAGAAAAGCCAUGAUAAUAUUAAUGUCUAA
Moneuplotes crassus is the source of this 359-nucleotide messenger RNA. NCBI's taxonomy places the organism in Eukaryota, Ciliophora, Spirotrichea, Euplotida, Euplotidae. The record is from the annotation of a GenBank genome assembly.